UAGAUUUAUUAUGUAUGUAAUAAUACACGUGACCUUUGAGAAAUUUAAGAUGUAUAUCGAUAAGUUUUUGUAAUUUUUCAAUUGUUAUCCAUUUGUUGCACCAUUUUGUUAUAACUCAACUAACAUAUAUAAGAUAUUGUUUUCAAUUUUAUAUAGGCUCAAACAAAAUCUCACCUAAUGGAUGCGUCAUGGCAAUACAAACGUUUGGUACAGAAGUAUAAAAUUCGCACUUGUAAUUCUUUAGCUCAAGAAGAGGCCCACAAGGAACCUCUUAAUCAUGUAGGAAGAAGAGCACGCCCUGUUUGGCUGCAUCUUAUUACAAUAUUUUUUUCAAAGAAAAUGUUUUUUUCCGCAGUGAAGAUUGGUAUUGCCGGAGGAAUUAUGUUCCAGUAUCAUGCACGUCUAGGUUUAUAUUUAUUACUUUUAGCUGCUUGUUUGGAUUUUAUGUGAUCAUAUAGACAAAUUUUUUUUAAACUUUUUUCUUUGAUAAUAUUAAUAUUUGAGUUUGUAUGUGCAUUUCUGUGUAAAAAAGUGAAAUUAUAGGUUCAUAAGAGUUAAUAUAAAAAUGUCCAUUGUUAAAAUUAGUAACAUCGCUAAGCGCAUAGCUACCAGCAAGUUUAGAAUAAAGUCAUGUGCAAUUUCUUACCGCUCAUUUACAAAAGUACAUAACAUUCAUCAAGUGCAAUUGAAAACUCAAGUUAAAGUUCUUCACUAUUUUGAAAAACAAAGAUGCAGCUUUCACACUACACAGAGAAGAGAUAUUCCUCCCUUCUUAGCACUUGUAGUGCGGCCCUUAAUUAGAAUUGCUGCUUUACUAUUUGGAAGAAAAUUUAAAAAAUGGUAUGCAAGUAAAAGUCCUGAAGAAAAAGAAGAAUUUCUCAAAUGGCUUCGAGCUAAAAGAAAAUACAUAUUUAGUGGCUUAGGUCUAUAUUUUGUUUGUUUGUUUCUAUAUUAUGCAACUCAUUUAGAAUAUGAUAAUCUGACAGGAAGAUUUCAGUUUAUUCUAUUAAAUGAACAGCAAAAAGAAAAACUUUCUAAAUUAACUUUUGAUACACAUCUUCAAGAAUUUCAGUCCAUACUGCUUCCAAAAACACAUCCAAUAUAUUCAAAGCUAUUGAGAAUUACUGCAAAAUUGAUUAAUGCCAAUAGAGAUCUCCCAAAUUUCAAAAAUAAAAAAUGGACUUUGACAGUCAUUGAUUCACCGUUAAAAAAUGCAUACGUUUUGCCUGGAGGAAAUAUUUUUGUUUUUUUAGGAACUUUGCAAAUGGUGGAAAAUGAGGAUCAACUGGCUGUGGUCUUAGCUCAUGAAAUGGCUCAUGCUGUAUUAAAUCAUUCAUAUGAACAAGUCUCUCGAGGAAUUAUUAUUGAGCUUUUGCUUGCAUUACCAAUAGCAGCUAUAUGGGCCAUAUUUCCAGACCUGCUGGCAGGCUUCUUAUUAUUACUAGGUCAAUCUAUUGUUGACGUUUUUCACACGUUGCCCUAUAGUAGAGCUCUUGAAACUGAAGCAGAUACAGUCGGGUUACUUAUUGCUGCCAAAGCUUGUGUAGAUGUCAGAGAAGCUGUUGUUUUUUGGGGUACAAUGCGAACCUUGACUGAUCUGAAAGUAGAACCUAAUCAAAUCCCGUGGCUAUCAACUCAUCCAGACCAUGGUGACAGAGAAAAAAGAAUUGAUAGAAUAUUAGAAGAAGUUUUGAGUUUUCGAAGUAAAGCAGGAUGUCCAGCAUUGAGUGGCGUAGAUCCUCGAAAAUUAUUUUAUCGACGUUCACUCGAAGAGCAUGCUGCACGUCUCAAACAACGAGGAAUUAUUCAUACUUAAAAAGUCCAUCGUGAAAGAUUCUUUUAUAAAAUAUGAGCUUAGUAAUUAAGUUUUUUGAUUCAGCAAACAGAUAAGAAAAAGUAUUUUGAAAGUCGUCUGAAUUAAGUAGUGUUUUGAAUUAACAAAUCACAUAAAUUUAUUGUAAAAAGUUUGUAUCAAAUAUUAGAUGUCACUCAAUCUGCAAUCUUUAUAAUGAUAAGAGUAUAAUAAACCGAUGUUUGAGUAUGGAAAAAACUAAUUAAAAAACAAACAGCAUGACA
This is a messenger RNA of Phymastichus coffea, 2076 nucleotides long. RefSeq names its product metalloendopeptidase OMA1, mitochondrial-like. Gene Ontology annotation, biological process: protein quality control for misfolded or incompletely synthesized proteins; mitochondrial protein processing. Bases 566 to 1816 code for a protein of 416 amino acids. Lineage: Eukaryota; Metazoa; Arthropoda; Insecta; Hymenoptera; Eulophidae. The transcript has 8 exons. Gene Ontology annotation, cellular component: mitochondrial inner membrane. Gene Ontology annotation, molecular function: metalloendopeptidase activity. The record is from RefSeq and is a predicted model, not a curated record.